Molecule: messenger RNA, 2122 nt
Organism: Paramormyrops kingsleyae
Lineage: Eukaryota; Metazoa; Chordata; Actinopteri; Osteoglossiformes; Mormyridae
Source: RefSeq, a predicted model, not a curated record
GAGUGGUGAUUAACUCGUAAAGACGGUUGUUUUCCUGCGUUCUCAUUUGCUUCUCAUUCACCUAGAAGAUCUUGAUAAUUAGCACGAUCACACAAACCGCAUCGGCAAAUAUCCUCGCUGCACCCACAAUAUAAAGCGGACUGUUCUGUGUUAGAAGGCCAGUCGGGGCGACGCUUAGCUUUUGAUACUAAAUAUCUGCGGUUCGGCAGGGUCUGUUGGAAGAUUUUAGGUUUUUCAAAACGUCACAAAAACGGUUUAAAUAAGAGAGAGGUGAAAGUGAGCUGAGUGUAACGUAGGUCAAUAUGUGAAGAUGGAUUCAAGCCUGACCGGACCUGUCAUCUGACAUCUGGGUGACACUUCAUCCCCGUGAACAGAAAAGUAUCACUGUGCUGCCAAAAGUAUCAGAACGAGAUGAUUACAUGCUUCUUUUUAUGACGUAACAGCUAUAACAUUACGGAAGAUUUAUUAACAAAAUUUAAUUCGAGUAGUAUAUUUCUACAUUCGUUUUCAAAACGGAUCUAUUUGCAGAGUGCUGUAAAAUGAAGACUGCUUUUGUGUUCAUCGUCAUCUUGGGCGCGACCUUUGCCAUACCAGGCCGAGGAGAUUCUGAUGAAGAAGACGUAGAACCUGGCGGCAAAGUGGAAAGUGAAGAUAGUGGACAGACAGAGAACGACAGAAAGGACAGUGGCGAAGCCAAUGACAGUGAUGGGGAUGCCAGUGACUGUGAUGGGGAUGCCAGUGACGUUGAUGGUGAUGCCAGUGACAGUGAUGGAGAUGCCAGUGAAGGUGGAAUCAGUGAUGAGGAUAAGAGUAAUGAAACUGAGAGUGAGGGGAAUGAAAAAAUAAAAGGCAGAGAGGCAGAUGAAGGCAGGAAUAACAUCCAUGUAGGGGAAGAAGAGACUGAGGAGAAGAGAAAUGGCAUGGAGGUGGACAGCAAUGAUGAAGCAGAUGAAGAAAAUGACACAGAAAGAACUGAUGAAGAUGGAGAUGAUAAUGAAAUGGGUGAAAAACGUCAAGAAAAUGGUGCCGAUGCAAAGAGAAAUAAAACAGAGGAAGAUAGUGAUGGUGUAGAAGAUACUACCAAGGUUCGGGAGAAGGUGGAGGAUACGAACACGACUGGAGACUGCCAAGUGACACAACAGGACAAGCAAGGUGGGAAGAGUGACACGGAUGGUGGAGACAGUGAUGUGGAAGAGAGACAGGAAAGUGAAGGAGAUGGAGACAGUGGAGACACUAGGGAUGAAAAUGGAGACGAGGAAAGUGAGGAAGCGAAGGGGAAUCUUGAAGUUCACUUUGAAGGUGACGGGGCUGAGCACAGUGUUGGUGUUGAAGCCAAUGAUGAUGGAGAGACUGUUGUGGAAGACAGAGGAGGAAUCACCCCUGUUCAUGGUGGAGACACUGAGGAAGACAGUGAAGAUGACGAUGAUGAAGUGAACCGUGAAGACCAAGAUGAUGGGGAGAUAGGGGAAGAUGAAAAUGAAGACGGUCAAGAAGGAAACACCGAGGGAGUAAAUGAAGGUGAAAAGAGUGAGGAGAGCAGUGAGGAAGAGGAGGGUGAUUCUGAAGAUACUGGGGAGUAGGCGCAGAAAGUGGUCCUGCUGUAGAAGAUCAGUGUCAGGUAUGACACAGGAACAUGAAGUUAGAGAUCUCCAGAUGAAUCUGAGAGGAGAUGGUCAAGAACACGCUGCAGGUACCCAGGCCAAUGACCCGAGCUGUGACUUCAUGGCAGAAUUAUUGGGAUUCAAUAUGGCAAACACAUGGUGUGGGCAGGAAGACGGAUGUAGCAGACAGAAUGCCUUUUAUCAAGAAGUUAUUUCACGUCAGUUUGCUUAGCGAUGAAAAUCACUUUGUUGUCAAACCCCACAUGGUUAAAAGCUGAAGGUCCAUGAACAUACUGGUGUAUCAUAGCAAUGAUGUCCUGUGACGACCAAUAUGUCAAUAGAUUAACUUGACAGAUUAAAUUACAUCUUUCAGCUUCUCCUGUGAUUAAAACUGCACACUCUCAUCAUCGCUGUAUCUCUACUUUAUCGGCAGCCUGCUUUUUGUUUCUUUUGUUCAGCAGCUUUGGGAUUGAUCUGAAAAACACACCUGUAAUGGAUGCGGAACUGAUUUUAAAAAAUAA